Messenger RNA from Mustela lutreola (European mink), 18395 nucleotides. It is a transcript of the gene MYCBP2, whose product is annotated as MYC binding protein 2. The transcript has 85 exons. NCBI's taxonomy places the organism in Eukaryota, Metazoa, Chordata, Mammalia, Carnivora, Mustelidae. The coding region runs from base 314 to 14572 and encodes 4752 amino acids. Gene Ontology annotation, cellular component: nucleus. The record is from RefSeq and is a predicted model, not a curated record.
GACAGCAGCUUCCCAUUGCGGGUAACCCCGGCGGUGGCAGCGGUGGCGGCGGCGGCAGCGGCGGCACCGCCUCCUCCUCACACUCCCGAGGUGGCGGGGUUAGAUGAGCGGUCCCAGUAGCGGCGAGGGCGGCGCAGGGGGGAGAAAGAGAAGACGGAGGAGGAGGAGGAGGACGCCGUCUUUGUAGUGCCCUGCUGCAGGAACGAGAGGCCGCUGCCAGAGCCGUCGUCGUUGGAAAAGGGCUGUGUGCGCGCGCGUGUCUGCUUGCCCGGCCCGCAGGGACGAGGCGGCGGUGGCGGCGGCGGCGGCGAGGAUGAUGAUGUGCUCAGCGACUGCCUCCCCCGCCGCCGCCUCCUCGGGGCCCGGCGGGGACGGAUUCUUCCCAGCCGCCACCAUCUCUUCCUCCUCGGCGCCGGGGGCGCUGUUCAUGCCGGUUCCCGAGGGCUCCGUGGCUGCGGCGGGGCUGGGGCUGGGGCUGCCGGCCGCGGACUCCCGGGGUCACUACCAGCUGCUGCUGUCAGGCCGGGCCCUGGCCGACCGCUAUCGGAGGAUUUACACAGCUGCGCUCAGUGACAGGGACCAGGGGGGCAGCAACGCUGGACACCCAGCCUCCAGGAAUAAGAAAAUUUUAAAUAAGAAGAAGUUGAAAAGAAAACAGAAGAGCAAAUCAAAAGUGAAGACAAGAAACAAGUCUGAAAACUUGGAGAAUACAGUAAUCAUACCAGAUAUCAAACUACAUAGCAAUCCUUCUGCUUUCAAUAUUUAUUGCAACGUACGCCAUUGUGUUCUGGAAUGGCAGAAAAAGGAAACAUCGUUGGCAGCUGCAUCCAAGAACUCUGUGCAGAGUGGAGAGUCAGACAGUGAUGAAGAGGAGGAAUCCAAAGAGCCCCCUAUCAAGCUUCCAAAGAUCAUUGAAGUUGGACUUUGUGAAGUUUUUGAAUUGAUCAAGGAGACACGAUUUUCUCACCCAUCCCUAUGCCUCAGGAGUCUCCAGGCCCUGCUUAACGUACUUCAGGGUCAGCAGCCAGAAGGCCUUCAGUCAGAGCCACCUGAGGUCCUAGAGUCUCUCUUCCAGCUCCUUUUGGAAAUCACUGUUCGAAGUACGGGAAUGAAUGACAGCACAGGCCAGUCUCUGACAGCACUUUCCUGUGCUUGCCUCUUUAGUCUGGUGGCUUCUUGGGGAGAAACAGGAAGGACACUUCAGGCCAUCUCUGCUAUCCUCACCAAUAAUGGCAGCCACGCUUGCCAAACAAUACAGGUGCCAACGAUACUAAAUUCCCUACAGAGAAGUGUACAGGCAGUGUUGGUGGGAAAAAUUCAAAUUCAGGACUGGUUUAGCAAUGGCAUUAAGAAAGCAGCUUUAAUGCAUAAGUGGCCAUUAAAAGAAAUAUCUGUUGAUGAAGAUGAUCAAUGUCUACUUCAGAAUGAUGGAUUUUUUCUUUAUCUGUUAUGCAAGGAUGGAUUAUACAAAAUAGGCUCUGGAUACAGUGGAACAGUUAGGGGCCAUAUAUAUAAUUCUACAUCUCGCAUCAGAAACAGAAAAGAAAAAAAGUCUUGGUUAGGGUAUGCUCAGGGUUAUUUAUUGUAUAGAGAUGUGAAUAACCACAGCAUGACAGCCAUAAGAAUAAGCCCUGAAACACUGGAACAAGAUGGUACAGUAAUGUUACCAGAUUGCCACACUGAAGGUCAAAAUAUUUUAUUUACUGAUGGAGAAUAUAUUAAUCAGAUAGCUGCUUCAAGAGAUGAUGGCUUUGUUGUCAGAAUAUUUGCCACAAGCACUGAACCUGUGCUACAACAAGAAUUACAACUGAAACUGGCCAGAAAAUGUUUACAUGCCUGUGGUAUCUCACUAUUUGACCUGGAAAAGGACUUGCAUAUUAUAAGUACAGGAUUUGAUGAGGAGUCAGCAAUACUUGGUGCAGGACGAGAGUUUGCACUAAUGAAAACAGCAAGUGGAAAGAUAUAUUAUACUGGCAAGUACCAGAGUCUUGGAAUCAAGCAAGGUGGUCCUUCAGCAGGAAAAUGGGUUGAGUUACCAAUUACAAAAUCUCCAAAGAUUGUACACUUUUCAGUUGGACACGAUGGCUCUCAUGCCCUUUUAGUUGCAGAAGAUGGAAGCAUAUUCUUUACAGGAUCUGCGAGUAAAGGAGAAGAUGGAGAGUCAACUAAGAGCAGACGGCAAUCAAAACCCUAUAAACCUAAAAAGAUAAUUAAGAUGGAAGGAAAGAUUGUGGUGUAUACAGCCUGUAAUAAUGGAAGUAGUUCUGUUAUUUCUAAAGAUGGAGAGCUGUACAUGUUUGGGAAAGAUGCCAUUUACUCUGACAGUUCAAGUUUGGUAACAGAUUUGAAGGGCCAUUUUGUAACUCAAGUAGCUAUGGGGAAAGCUCAUACUUGUGUUUUAAUGAAGAAUGGAGAAGUCUGGACAUUUGGUGUGAAUAAUAAAGGACAGUGUGGACGAGACACUGGUGCCAUGAACCAAGGGGGGAAAGGGUUUGGAGUUGAGAAUAUGGCAACAGCAAUGGAUGAAGACCUGGAAGAAGAACUAGAUGAAAAAGAUGAGAAGUCCAUGAUGUGUCCUCCAGGCAUGCAUAAAUGGAAGCUGGAACAGUGCAUGGUGUGUACUGUCUGUGGAGACUGUACAGGUUAUGGAGCCAGUUGUGUCAGUAGUGGGCGUCCAGACAGAGUCCCUGGAGGGAUCUGUGGUUGUGGUUCUGGAGAAUCUGGCUGUGCCGUGUGUGGGUGUUGCAAGGCUUGUGCAAGAGAGUUGGAUGGUCAGGAGGCAAGACAAAGAGGAAUUCUUGAUGCAGUGAAGGAGAUGAUACCUUUAGAUCUUCUCUUAGCUGUCCCAGUGCCUGGGGUUAACAUUGAAGAACACCUUCAGUUACGACAAGAAGAAAAGCGACAACGUGUAAUCAGGAGACACAGAUUAGAAGAAGGAAGAGGCCCCCUUGUAUUUGCUGGUCCUAUUUUUAUGAACCAUCGAGAACAGGCUCUAGCCAGACUCAGAUCCCAUCCAGCUCAGCUAAAGCAUAAACGGGACAAGCACAAAGAUGGAAGUGGAGAACGAGGAGAAAAAGAUGCCAGCAAAAUCACAACAUAUCCUCCAGGCUCUGUGCGAUUUGACUGUGAGCUCCGAGCAGUACAAGUCAGCUGUGGAUUUCACCAUUCAGUGGUUUUAAUGGAAAAUGGAGAUGUCUAUACGUUUGGAUAUGGGCAGCAUGGGCAGCUAGGACAUGGAGAUGUCAAUUCCAGGGGAUGUCCCACUCUUGUUCAAGCUUUGCCAAGCCCUAGCACACAAGUUACUGCAGGCAGCAACCACACGGCCGUACUUUUAAUGGACGGACAGGUCUUCACAUUUGGAAGUUUUUCUAAAGGACAGCUGGGUAGACCAAUUUUGGAUGUGCCAUAUUGGAAUGCAAAACCAGCUCCCAUGCCUAACAUUGGAUCAAAGUAUGGACGAAAAGCUACCUGGAUAGGUGCAAGUGGGGACCAGACCUUCUUACGCAUUGAUGAAGCACUUAUUAAUUCUCAUGUGCUGGCUACAUCAGAAAUUUUUGCCAGUAAACACAUAAUAGGCUUGGUACCUGCUUCUAUAUCAGAACCUCCUCCAUUUAAAUGUCUUCUGAUAAAUAAAGUGGAUGGGAGCUGUAAAACUUUUAAUGACUCUGAACAAGAAGAUCUGCAAGGAUUUGGUGUGUGUCUUGAUCCAGUAUAUGAUGUCAUUUGGAGGUUUCGACCAAAUACCAGAGAACUGUGGUGUUACAAUGCAGUGGUUGCUGAUGCCAGACUUCCCUCUGCAGCAGACAUGCAAUCCAGAUGCAGUAUUCUAAGUCCUGAACUUGCCUUACCAACAGGAUCCAGGGCUCUCACCACCCGAUCUCAUGCAGCUUUGCACAUUCUAGGUUGCCUUGAUACCUUAGCAGCUAUGCAGGAUUUAAAAAUGGGUGUUGCAAGUACAGAGGAGGAGACUCAAGCAGUAAUGAAGGUUUAUUCCAAAGAAGAUUAUAGUGUAGUAAACAGGUUUGAAAGUCAUGGAGGGGGCUGGGGUUACUCUGCUCAUUCAGUAGAAGCUAUACGUUUUAGUGCUGACACUGAUAUUUUACUUGGUGGCCUUGGUUUGUUUGGAGGGAGAGGAGAAUAUACUGCUAAAAUUAAGCUAUUCGAGUUGGGUCCUGAUGGAGGAGAUCAUGAAACCGAUGGAGACCUUCUUGCAGAGACCGAUGUGUUGGCUUAUGACUGUGCUGCCAGAGAAAAAUAUGCAAUGAUGUUUGAUGAACCAGUUCUUUUGCAAGCUGGUUGGUGGUAUGUAGCAUGGGCUCGAGUGUCCGGACCCAGCAGUGACUGUGGAUCUCAUGGACAAGCUUCUAUUACCACAGAUGAUGGGGUGGUAUUCCAAUUUAAGAGUUCAAAGAAAUCAAAUAAUGGUACAGAUGUUAAUGCUGGUCAGAUACCCCAAUUAUUAUACAGACUUCCAACCAGUGAUGGCAGUGCCUCAAAGGGCAAACAGCAAACCAGCGAACCUGUACACAUUUUAAAGAGAUCUUUUGCAAGAACUGUCUCAGUGGAAUGUUUUGAGUCAUUGUUGAGUAUUCUUCACUGGAGCUGGACCACCUUAGUCUUAGGAGUUGAAGAACUUAGAGGAUUAAAAGGAUUCCAGUUCACAGCUACACUUCUAGAUCUAGAAAGACUGCGUUUUGUGGGUUCCUGUUGUCUGAGGUUAUUGCGUGUCUAUACCUGUGAAAUUUACCCAGUAUCAGCUACAGGAAAAGCAGUUGUAGAAGAAACUAGCAAAUUAGCAGAAUGUAUUGGAAAAACCAGAACUUUGUUAAGAAAAAUUUUAUCAGAAGGAGUUGAUCACUGCAUGGUGAAGUUGGAUAAUGAUCCUCAAGGAUACCUCAGUCAACCCUUGAGUCUCCUAGAAGCUGUCCUUCAGGAGUGUCAUAAUACCUUCACUGCCUGUUUUCAUUCUUUCUACCCAACUCCUGCCUUACAAUGGGCUUGCCUUUGUGAUCUGCUGAAUUGUUUGGAUCAGGAUAUCCAAGAAGCAAACUUCAAGACCUCGAGUAGCCGAUUGCUUGCAGCUGUUAUGUCGGCUCUUUGCCACACUUCUGUGAAGCUGACUUCUAUCUUCCCUAUUGCAUACGAUGGAGAGGUGCUGCUACGAUCAAUUGUUAAACAAGUUAGCACAGAGAAUGACUCAACACUAGUUCACCGGUUUCCCCUUUUGGUAGCACAUAUGGAGAAACUCAGCCAGAGUGAAGAGAAUAUCUCUGGUAUGACAAGCUUCCGAGAAGUUCUGGAGAAAAUGUUGGUUAUUGUUGUGCUCCCAGUCAGGAAUAGCCUGAGGCGAGAAAAUGAGCUCUUCUCCUCCCACCUGGUUUCCAAUACCUGUGGAUUGCUGGCCAGUAUUGUCAGCGAGCUGACAGCAUCAGCCCUGGGAUCUGAGGUUGAUGGACUUAAUUCUCUCCACUCCGUUAAAGCCAGUGCUAAUCGAUUCACAAAAACAAGUCAAGGAAGAAGUUGGAACACUGGGAAUGGGUCCCCUGAUGCAAUCUGUUUUUCAGUAGACAAACCUGGAAUAGUUGUGGUUGGUUUUUCUGUCUAUGGAGGAGGUGGAAUUCAUGAAUAUGAAUUAGAGGUAUUGGUUGAUGACAGUGAACAUGCAGGAGAUUCGACUCAUUCUCAUAGAUGGACAUCUCUAGAAUUAGUCAAAGGAACCUAUACAACAGAUGAUUCACCCAGUGAUAUAGCUGAAAUCAGACUUGACAAAGUUGUUCCUUUAAAGGAAAAUGUUAAAUAUGCUGUGCGCUUGAGGAACUACGGAAGCCGUACAGCCAACGGAGAUGGAGGAAUGACCACCGUUCAGUGCCCUGAUGGCGUGACAUUCACAUUCAGCACAUGCAGCUUGAGUAGUAAUGGCACAAACCAAACCAGAGGACAGAUUCCACAGAUACUCUACUAUAGGAGUGAAUUUGAUGGAGAUUUACAAUCCCAGCUUCUAAGUAAAGCCAAUGAAGAAGAUAAAAACUGUAGCAGAGCUCUCUCUGUGGUAAGCACUGUUGUUCGAGCUGCAAAAGACCUCUUGCACAGAGCUCUUGCUGUGGAUGCUGAUGACAUUCCAGAACUGCUUAGCUCUUCCAGUCUGUUUUCCAUGCUGCUUCCCCUUAUUAUAGCCUACAUAGGACCAGUAGCUGCUGCUAUUCCCAAGGUGGCUGUAGAAGUCUUUGGUCUUGUCCAACAAUUACUUCCCUCAGUUGCCAUUUUGAAUCAGAAGUAUGCACCCCCUGCAUUCAAUCCCAAUCAGUCGACAGAUAGCACCACAGGAAACCAGCCUGAGCAAGGCCUCUCUGCUUGUACAACCUCUAAUCACUACGCUGUCAUAGAGAGUGAGCACCCCUAUAAGCCGGCGUGUGUGAUGCACUACAAGGUGACAUUCCCGGAAUGUGUACGGUGGAUAACGAUCGAGUUUGACCCCCAGUGUGGCACUGCACAGUCAGAAGAUGUCCUUCGUUUGUUGAUUCCUGUUAGAACUAUUCAGAAUUCAGGAUAUGGACCAAAAUUGACAUCUGUUCAUGAAAAUCUGAAUUCCUGGAUAGAAUUAAAGAAAUUUUCAGGGUCCGCUGGGUGGCCUACUAUGGUUUUAGUGUUGCCAGGAAAUGAGGCCCUUUUUUCAUUGGAAACUGCAUCAGAUUAUGUGAAAGAUGACAAAGCUUCUUUCUAUGGUUUUAAAUGUUUUGCAAUUGGAUACGAGUUUAGCCCUGGACCUGAUGAGGGAGUUAUUCAGUUGGAAAAAGAAUUAGCCAAUCUUGGUGGAGUUUGUGCCGCAGCUUUGAUGAAAAAGGAUCUAGCACUUCCUAUUGGUAAUGAAUUAGAGGAAGACCUUGAAAUUCUUGAAGAGGCUGCAUUGCAGGUGUGCAAAACCCAUUCCGGUAUUCUUGGAAAGGGUUUAGCUCUUUCUCAUUCACCAACUAUAUUAGAGGCACUUGAAGGAAAUUUACCACUUCAAAUCCAAAGCAAUGAACAGUCCUUUCUGGAUGAUUUUAUUGCUUGUGUUCCAGGAUCAAGUGGUGGCAGGCUUGCAAGGUGGCUUCAGCCAGACUCUUAUGCUGAUCCUCAGAAAACAUCUCUGAUCCUGAACAAGGAUGAUAUUCGUUGUGGUUGGCCUACCACCAUAACUGUUCAAACAAAAGACCAAUAUGGGGAUGUGGUACAUGUUCCCAAUAUGAAGGUGGAGGUGAAAGCCGUUCCUGUUUCUCAGAAAAAAACAUCUUUACAACAAGAGCAAGUGAAAAAACCUCAAAGGAUCCCUGGCAGCCCUGCAGUAGCAACUGUGCCUUCCAAUACUGAUAUGACCUUUGGCGGGCUGGCAUCUCCGAAGCUGGAUGUUUCCUAUGAACCCAUGAUAGUGAAGGAAGCUCGGUAUAUUGCCAUAACAAUGAUGAAGGUUUAUGAAAAUUACUCAUUUGAAGAACUACGUUUUGCAUCACCAACUCCUAAAAGACCCAGUGAGAAUAUGCUGAUCCGUGUCAAUAACGAUGGCACUUACUGUGCAAAUUGGACUCCAGGGGCUAUUGGGCUCUACACUAUUCAUGUGACCAUUGAUGGCAUUGAAAUAGAUGCUGGCCUAGAAGUUAAAGUAAAGGACCCACCAAAAGGGAUGAUACCACCAGGAACUCAGUUGGUCAAACCAAAGACUGAACCUCAACCAAAUAAGGUUCGAAAAUUUGUGGCCAAGGAUAGUGCAGGACUCCGUAUCCGUAGCCACCCUUCCCUUCAAAGUGAGCAGAUAGGCAUAGUAAAAGUCAAUGGAACAAUCACUUUCAUUGAUGAGAUCCACAAUGAUGAUGGAGUAUGGCUGAGACUGAAUGAUGAGACAAUAAAGAAGUAUGUUCCUAAUAUGAAUGGUUACACUGAAGCCUGGUGCCUGUCCUUCAAUCAGCAUCUUGGCAAGAGUCUUCUGGUCCCAGUUGACAGUAUCUUUAAUGCUAGCCAAGGAGUCAGGGAUUUGGACGUAUUUUCAUGGACUUCCAAAGCUUUUUUUCCCCAGGAACCUAAAACUAAUACUGAUGACUUUUUCAAAGAUAUAAACUCCUGCUGCCCACAGGAAGCCACAAUGCAAGAACAAGAUAUGCCGUUCUUGCGAGGAGGGCCAGGCAUGUACAAGGUAGUGAAGACAGGACCUUCCGGUCACAACAUCAGAAGCUGCCCUAACCUUAGAGGUAUCCCAAUUGGAAUGUUAGUUCUGGGAAACAAAGUCAAAGCAGUGGGAGAGGUAACCAAUUCUGAAGGUGCGUGGGUGCAGCUGGAUAAGAACAGCAUGGUAGAGUUCUGUGAGAGUGAUGAAGGAGAGGCAUGGUCCUUAGCUAGAGACAGAGGCGGAAACCAGUACCUCCGACAUGAAGAUGAACAAGUUCUUCUGGAUCAAAAUUCUCAAACUCCUCCUCCAAGCCCUUUCUCAGUGCAAGCUUUUAAUAAAGGGGCAAGUUGCAGCGCCCAAGGAUUUGAUUAUGGACUUGGAAAUAAUAAAGUUUUGACUGUUUUGCCCACUGCAGGUGACCAACUGAGUGCCAUAUUGAAUUCCAUUCAGUCACGGCCCAAUCUCCCAGCUCCUUCCAUCUUUGAUCAAGCUGCAAAACCUCCCUCUUCCCUAGUCCACAGCCCAUUUGUGUUCGGACAGCCCCUUUCCUUCCAGCAGCCUCAGCUUCAGAGUGACCGGGGAACUAUCUCAACAUCUUCUAGACCAGUCUCUACACCAGGAAAAUCAGAACUGCCCUCUAAACACAGCAGAUCACUUAAACCUGAUGGACGUAUGAGCCGGACUACUGCUGAUCAGAAGAAGCCAAGGGGUACAGAAGGCUUAUCAGCUAGUGAAUCCCUGAUGUUGAAAUCCGAUGCUGCAAAGUUGAGGUCGGACUCUCAUAGUAGGUCCUUGUCCCCCAACCAUAACACCUUGCAGACACUAAAAUCUGAUGGGAGGAUGUCUUCUAGCUUUAGAGCUGAAUCCCCAGGACCAGGUUCUCGGUCAUCAUCUCCUAAGCCAAAGACUCUCCCAACCAAUAGGUCUAGCCCUUCUGGUGCUAGUUCUCCACGCUCCUCCUCACCACAUGAUAAAAAUCUACCUCAAAAAAGCACUGCUCCUGUUAAAACUAAACUUGAUCCUCCUCGGGAACGUUCUAAAUCAGACUCUUACACACUUGACCCAGAUACCCUUCGCAAGAAGAAAAUGCCCCUCACAGAACCAUUAAGGGGACGAUCAACAUCGCCAAAACCAAAACCGGUACCAAAGGAUUCUAAAGAUUCCCCUGGAUCCGAAAAUAGAGCUCCUUCUCCCCAUGUGGUACAAGAAAACCUUCACAGUGAAGUGGUUGAGGUCUGCACUUCAAGUACUUUGAAAACAAAUAGUCUAACAGAUAGCACCUGUGAUGAAAGCAGUGAAUUUAAGAGUAUCGAUGAAAGUUCCAAUAAAGUUCAUUUCAGCAUAGGAAAAGCACCACUGAAAGAUGAACAGGAAAUGAGAGCAUCCCCCAAAAUAAGUAGAAAAUGUGCUAAUAGGCACACCAGGCCCAAAAAGGAAAAAUCUAGCUUUCUCUUUAAAGGAGAUGGAUCCAAACCUUUAGAGCCAGCCAAGCAAGCCAUGUCCCCUUCUGUAGCUGAGUGUGCCAGAGCAGUCUUUGCCUCUUUUCUGUGGCAUGAAGGCAUAGUCCAUGAUGCAAUGGCCUGUUCGUCUUUCUUAAAGUUUAAUCCUGAACUUUCCAAAGAACAUGCUCCUAUAAGAAAUAGUUUAAACAGCCAACAGCCUACAGAAGAAAAGGAAACCAAAUUAAAAAAUAGACAUUCAUUGGAGAUAUCAUCUGCACUGAAUAUGUUUAAUAUUGCACCUCAUGGACCAGAUAUAUCUAAAAUGGGUAGUAUCAACAAAAAUAAGGUGUUGUCUAUGCUUAAAGAACCACCUCUACAUGAAAAAUGUGAGGAUGGGAAAACCGAAGCCACUUUUGAAAUGUCCAUGCACCACCCAAUGAAGUCCAAAUCUCCUCUUCCCUUAACUUUACAACAUUUAGUGGCAUUUUGGGAAGACAUCUCUCUGGCUACUAUCAAAGCAGCUUCCCAGAAUAUGAUUUUUCCAAGUCCUGGUUCUUGUGCAGUCCUUAAAAAGAAAGAGUGUGAAAAAGAAAAUAAGAAGGCCAAAAAAGACAAAAAGAAAAAGGAAAAGACAGAAGUUCGACCCAGGGGUAAUUUGUUUGGUGAGAUGGCCCAGCUGGCAGUGGGAGGACCAGAGAAAGAUACCAUCUGUGAGCUGUGUGGAGAAUCCCAUCCGUACCCAGUGACAUAUCACAUGCGACAGGCUCACCCAGGUUGUGGCCGGUAUGCUGGUGGACAAGGUUACAAUAGCAUUGGACAUUUUUGUGGAGGAUGGGCUGGUAACUGUGGUGAUGGCGGCAUAGGAGGAAGCACUUGGUAUCUGGUAUGUGAUCGCUGUAGAGAAAAAUACCUCCGUGAAAAACAGGCUGCUGCGAGGGAGAAGGUCAAGCAGUCCAGGAGGAAGCCAGUGCAAGUCAAGACUCCUCGUGCCUUGCCCACCAUGGAAGCUCACCAGGUGAUUAAAGCAAACGCGCUCUUCCUGCUGUCCCUGAGCAGUGCAGCGGAGCCAAGCAUUCUCUGUUACCAUCCUGCAAAGCCAUUUCAGUCUCAUCUUCCCAGCGUGAAAGAGGGCAUUUCUGAGGAUCUUCCUGUUAAAAUGCCUUGUCUCUACCUGCAGACAUUAGCUAGGCAUCAUCAUGAAAACUUUGUGGGCUAUCAAGAUGACAACCUAUUCCAGGAUGAAAUGAGAUACCUACGUUCAACAUCUGUACCUGCCCCAUACAUAUCCGUGACACCAGAUGCAAGUCCUAAUGUAUUUGAAGAGCCAGAGAGCAAUAUGAAGUCUAUGCCUCCAAGUUUGGAAACUAGCCCCAUAACCGACACUGAUCUUGCAAAGAGAACUGUCUUCCAAAGAUCAUACUCAGUUGUUGCUUCUGAAUAUGAUAAACAACACUCCAUCUUACCUGCACGAGUGAAAGCCAUUCCUAGAAGAAGAGUUAACAGUGGAGACACUGAAGUUGGUUCUUCCCUCUUGAGGCAUCCAUCUCCUGAGCUUUCCCGGCUAAUCUCAGCCCACAGUUCUCUUUCCAAAGGAGAACGAAAUUUUCAAUGGCCAGUUUUAGCUUUUGUUAUACAACAUCAUGAUCUAGAAGGUCUUGAAAUAGCAAUGAAACAGGCCCUAAGGAAAUCUGCUUGCCGAGUUUUUGCCAUGGAGGCUUUCAACUGGCUUCUGUGUAAUGUUAUCCAAACAACUUCUCUACAUGAUAUUCUGUGGCAUUUUGUGGCAUCAUUAACUCCUGCUCCAGUGGAACCAGAAGAAGAAGAGGAUGAGGAAAAUAAAACAAACAAAGAAAAUGCAGAACAAGAGAAGGACACGAGAGUAUGUGAACAUCCCCUCUCGGAUAUAGUGAUUGCCGGGGAAGCUGCUCAUCCUUUACCCCACACAUUUCACCGCUUACUUCAGACAAUCUCCGAUCUUAUGAUGUCUCUCCCCAGUGGCAGUUCAUUACAGCAAAUGGCCCUAAGGUGCUGGAGUCUGAAAUUCAAGCAGUCUGAUCACCAGUUCCUCCAUCAGAGUAAUGUCUUUCAUCACAUUAACAAUAUUUUGUCAAAAUCAGAUGAUGGAGAUAGUGAAGAAAGUUUUAGCAUCAGUAUUCAGUCUGGCUUUGAAGCAAUGAGUCAGGAAUUGUGCAUAGUAAUGUGCCUAAAGGACUUAACCAGCAUUGUUGACAUAAAAACUUCAAGCCGACCUGCCAUGAUCGGCAGUUUGACAGAUGGUUCUACAGAAACCUUUUGGGAAUCAGGAGAUGAGGAUAAAAACAAAACUAAGAACAUCACCAUCAACUGUGUAAAAGGAAUCAAUGCCCGCUACGUAUCUGUCCAUGUGGACAAUUCGCGAGAUCUCGGGAAUAAAGUUACCUCAAUGACCUUCUUAACUGGCAAAGCAGUAGAAGAUUUGUGCAGAAUAAAGCAGGUUGAUCUGGAUUCCAGGCACAUUGGUUGGGUAACAAGUGAACUUCCAGGAGGGGAUAAUCACAUCAUCAAGAUUGAAUUAAAGGGCCCAGAAAAUACACUGAGAGUUCGACAAGUGAAAGUCCUGGGCUGGAAGGAUGGCGAAAGCACCAAAAUUGCUGGCCAGAUUUCAGCCAGUGUGGCCCAGCAAAGGAACUGUGAAGCCGAGACUCUGCGAGUGUUCAGACUUAUUACAUCUCAAGUAUUUGGAAAGCUCAUCUCUGGAGAUGCUGAACCUACACCAGAACAAGAGGAAAAAGCACUACUGUCCUCACCUGAAGGAGAGGAAAAAGUAUACAAUGCAACAUCAGAUGCUGACCUGAAAGAACAUAUGGUUGGAAUCAUAUUCAGCAGGAGUAAGCUGACUAAUUUACAAAAACAGGUGUGUGCUCACAUCGUCCAGGCUAUUCGCAUGGAAGCCACCAGAGUUCGCGAAGAAUGGGAACAUGCUAUAUCAAGCAAAGAAAAUGCCAAUUCUCAGCCCAAUGAUGAAGAUGCCUCCUCUGAUGCUUACUGCUUUGAGCUGCUCUCUAUGGUCUUAGCCCUGAGUGGCUCUAACGUGGGCCGCCAGUAUCUGGCUCAGCAACUAACUCUACUCCAGGAUCUCUUUUCACUGCUCCAUACGGCCUCUCCUCGAGUCCAGAGACAGGUAACCUCCUUACUAAGACGAGUGUUGCCUGAGGUGACCCCUAAUCGUCUGGCCAGCAUCAUAGGAGUAAAAUCCCUUCCCCCAGCAGAUAUCAGUGAUAUCAUUCACUCAACAGAAAAAGGAGAUUGGAAUAAGCUAGGUAUCUUGGACAUGUUUCUGGGAUGCAUUGCCAAAGCACUCACAGUACAGCUAAAAGCCAAAGGAACUACCAUCACAGGAACAGCUGGUACCACUGUGGGCAAAGGUGUUACCACAGUUACUCUUCCAAUGAUUUUCAAUUCCAGUUAUGUCCGUCGAGGUGAAAGUCAUUGGUGGAUGAAGGGCUCAACUCCUACCCAAAUCUCAGAGAUCAUCAUUAAACUUAUCAAGGAUAUGGCAGCAGGUCAUCUGUCUGAAGCAUGGUCCCGAGUGACAAAAAAUGCCAUUGCAGAAACCAUCAUUGCCUUGACCAAGAUGGAGGAAGAAUUUAGAUCUCCAGUGAGAUGUAUUGCAACAACUAGGCUCUGGCUUGCUCUAGCUUCACUGUGCGUGCUGGAUCAGGACCAUGUAGAUCGUCUCUCUUCGGGGAGAUGGAUGGGAAAGGAUGGACAGCAAAAACAAAUGCCUAUGUGUGACAACCAUGAUGAUGGAGAAACUGCAGCUAUCAUCUUGUGCAACGUAUGUGGAAAUCUGUGCACUGACUGUGACAGAUUCCUUCAUCUUCAUCGGCGAACCAAGACUCAUCAAAGACAGGUCUUCAAAGAAGAAGAAGAAGCUAUCAAGGUUGACCUUCAUGAAGGUUGUGGUAGAACCAAAUUGUUCUGGUUGAUGGCACUAGCAGAUUCUAAAACAAUGAAGGCGAUGGUGGAAUUCCGAGAGCACACAGGCAAGCCAACCACAAGUAGCUCAGAAGCAUGCCGCUUCUGUGGUUCCAGGAGUGGAACAGAGUUAUCUGCUGUUGGCAGUGUGUGUUCUGAUGCAGACUGCCAGGAAUAUGCUAAGAUAGCCUGUAGUAAGACGCAUCCCUGUGGCCAUCCAUGUGGAGGUGUCAAGAAUGAAGAGCACUGUCUGCCCUGUCUACACGGCUGUGACAAAAGCGCCACCACGCUGAAGCAGGACGCCGAUGACAUGUGCAUGAUCUGCUUCACCGAGGCGCUCUCGGCAGCACCAGCUAUUCAGCUGGACUGCAGUCAUGUAUUCCACUUACAGUGCUGCCGACGAGUUUUGGAAAACAGAUGGCUUGGUCCAAGGAUAACAUUUGGAUUUAUAUCUUGUCCCAUUUGCAAGAACAAAAUAAAUCAUAUAGUAUUAAAAGACCUGCUUGAUCCAAUAAAAGAACUCUAUGAGGAUGUCAGAAGAAAAGCCUUAAUGAGAUUGGAAUAUGAAGGUUUGCAUAAGAGUGAAGCUAUCACAACUCCUGGUGUGAGAUUUUAUAAUGACCCAGCUGGCUAUGCCAUGAACAGAUAUGCAUAUUAUGUCUGCUACAAAUGCAGAAAGGCAUAUUUUGGUGGCGAAGCUCGUUGCGAUGCUGAGGCUGGACAAGGGGAUGAUUAUGAUCCCAGAGAGCUCAUUUGUGGUGCCUGUUCUGAUGUGUCCAGGGCUCAGAUGUGUCCAAAACAUGGCACAGACUUUUUGGAAUAUAAAUGUCGCUACUGCUGUUCAGUGGCUGUUUUUUUCUGUUUUGGAACAACACAUUUCUGUAAUGCUUGUCAUGAUGACUUUCAAAGAAUGACUAGCAUUCCCAAGGAAGAACUACCACACUGUCCUGCAGCUUCUUGUAGACAGUGGAGGAGAAAAAGGAGAAGAGGAAGAAGGAAGAGGAGGAAGAGAGAAGAAGGAAGAAGAAGAGGAUGAGGAGGAAGUAGAAGAUAUAGACGAGGUGAAGGAGAAUAAGGAAGAGGAGGACCACAGUGGCUGCACUAGUUUCUCCUGGGUUCUACUAACAGAUUUCCUGUUUUCUGUGAGAAGGUUUCCCAUUCCUUAUGGGCCUUGUGAAAUUGGUGAGUCAUAAAUGCACAGAGUUCUUUGUAUAAUUUGCGUCCUCUGGCCCAUAAGCAAACUCACUUAUGACUGUCUUCUUGUCACCAUCCUACUCACAUGUUAAGAUUCUCCUCUCCCCUGCAACAUCUAACUGCACAGCUAUUCCCCAGGACAGAUUUAUUUUAACCACAACAUGGCUCAAGUCCAGGCACUGCUCUGUGUAAUAUGAACAUAAGCCCUGUCCUGUCCUGUUCUUUCAUUCUUCAGAGAAACAUUUACUGAGCCAGGAACUGUUGUAGGGGCCUAGAAUCUGUGAACAAAACAGACUGAGAUUCUCAUUUUCCUAGGUCUUAUAGUCUAGUCAGGGAGGCAGACAUUAAACAAUAGACAUACAGGGAGCCUGGGUGGCUCAGUGGGUUAAACUUCUGCCUUCAGCUCAGGUGUUCUGAGGGUUCUGGGAUCGAGCUCUGCAUCAGGCUUCCUGUUCAGUGGAGAGCCUGUUUCUCCCUCUACCCCCUCUCCCUGCUCAUACUCUCUCUCUCAAAUAAAUAAAUAAAAUCUUAAAAACAAAAAAACAUGGCCUGAGCCAAAGACAGACACUUAGCUGGCUGAGCGACCCAGGAACCCUGAGGGGGGGAGAGAGAGAAAGAGAGAGAGAGAGAGAGAGAAUCCUAAGUAGGCUUCAUGUUCAGCACAGAACCUGAAGGAGGGCUCAAUGUCAUGACCCUGAGAUUAUGACUUGAACUGAAAUCAAGAGUCAGAUGCUUAACUGACUGAGCCACCCAGGCCCCCCAAGGAAUAAUUAUUUUAUUUUAUUUUAUUUUAAAGAUUUUAUUUAUUUAUUUGACAGACAGAGAUCACCAGUAGGCAGAGAGACAGGCAGAGAGAGAGAGGAGAAAGCAGGCUCCCUGCUGAGCAGAGAGCCCAAUGCGGGGCUCAAUCCCAGGACCCUGAGAUCAUGACCUGAGCCGUAUGCAGAGGCUUUAACCCACUGAGCCACCCAGGCGCCCCAGGAAUAAUUAUUUUAAAAUUAGAUGAAUAUGAAAAGCAAAUGAGAAAUUUGGGGAAUGGGAUUUUCAAUUUCAGUUUAUAGUUGGUAUAAACUCUAGAUUGGAGGCAAAGAGAAAAUCAGUAAGUUAGAAGAUAAUAUGUAAUGUGGCAAAGAGAAACAAAGAGAGAAAAUAUGAAAGGGCAGUUAAAAGAUAUAGAAAAUGAAUUGAGAGGAGUGAACAUGCAGCCCAUGUGACCAAAGGGAAGGAUUGAAGGGAAAGAACUAUCUGAAAAGACAGCGUCUUAUAGGGGAUGGGAGAUGAGUUUGCAGAAGAAGUUGUAACCCAUGGUGCACCUGGGUGGCUCAGUCAGUUAAGCGUCUGCCUUUGGCUCAGGUCGUGAUCCCAGAAUCCCAGGAUCAAGCCCCACUUUGGGCUCUUUGCUCAGUGGGAACCCACUUCUCUCGCUCCCUGCUGCCCCUCUGCUUGUAGUCUCCCUCUGUCAGAUAAAUAAACAAAAUAUUUUCAAAAAUAAUAAAAUAAUUUUAAAAAGAGAGAGAGAAGAAAGAAGUUGUAACCAGAUCCCUGCAUAAGGUAGGAGUUUUGAAGACCUUUAUCCUUUUCAAGGAAUAGCUGUCCCAGACCACAGGGAGAUUAACAGUUAAGGGACAUAUUUUAGCUUGAGCUCUAAGUUAGGAAAAAGAAAAAUUCUCUUUCUGAGAAUUCAUAGCCAUGGGCCUGCCCUCACUCAGGUUGGAGCCUGAAUUUAUCCUGUCAUAACCCAAGAAUCCAGGAGUCAAGAAAUUAUGAUAAAAAGUUCUCCAGGGGGCGCCUGCAUGGCUCAGGGGGUUAAAGCCUCUGCCUUUGGCUCAGGGUCCUGGAAUCGAGCCCCGCAUCAGGCUCUCUGCUGGGCACGGAGCCUGCCUCCCCCCCCCCCUCUCUCUGCAGGCCUCUCUGCCUACUUGUGAUCUCUGUCUGUCAAAUAAAUAAAUAAAAUCUUUAAAAAAAAAAAAAAAUUCUUCCAGGGUAGUAACACCCAGCACCACUUAGCAGAGGCAAACACAAAAAGCCUCUCUAGAGUGACACCCCCUCAAGCAGGCUGCACAGGAUUCCUACACCUAAAGCUUCACAGAAGAUGAACUCACCACCCCAAAUCAUAAAAUACAUGAAUAACAGCCCACCAUGAACAAACAUUUACAAAAAUCAAGAUUAGACCCCCAAUCAUUCCAUGCAAUUAAAAUGAUCAAAGAAAAAAGAAAGAAAGAAUUAAAAACAAAAUAGAAAAAAACAUCAAGAAAGAUCAAGCAGAUGUGAAAAGAACCACGUGUAACUUUUAGAAACAAAAAAUACAGGGAGAGGGGACGCCUGGGUGGCUCAGUUGGUUGGACGACUGCCUUCGGCUCAGGUCAUGAUCCUGGAGUCCUGGGGUCGAGUCCCGCAUCAGACUCCCAGCUCCACCGGGAGUCUGCUUCUCUCUCUGACCUUCUCCUCGCUCAUGCUCUCUCUCACUGUCUCUCUCUCAAAUAAAUAAAUAAAAUCUUAAAAAAAAAAAUACAGGGAGAGAUUGGCUUAACAGAAGCUAUACAGAUCUGAAGAAAAAAUUAGUGACUUGAAAGACAUAUCUGAGGAAAUCAAAAAUAUUUCAAUACAGAGCAAUAAAGACAUAAAAAUAUUAAAUUAAGAGAUAGGGAGGCAAUCCUCUCAUGCAGAAUAAUUCCAACAAUUUCUGUAGACAUUCCCCUCCUUCACAGAGAUGGAGUAUAACUGCCCAACCCUUUAGAAUGAUCCGUGCUUUGUGACUUCCUUCCAAACAGUACAGUACGGAAACAGAGGGGAGAAAAGUAAUUUUGGAGCAGAGCAAGUUGACCUCACCCUGAUGAAAGUCAACUCCAAGAGGGAAUAAGUCCUUUUGACAACAGGUAGCCUUGAUAUGAUAUGAUAAGAAUGGUACUUUAUAUACUUGUGAUCUUUCUCCCAAAUAAUCCUACCGUCAGUCCAAUCAUGAGAAAAACGAGACAAACCCUAAUUGCAGAACACUAUAGAAAACACUGAAUCCUAGGGCAGAACUCCUAACUGUGAAAGUCAUUAAAACAAGGAAUAAUUACAAUGGUGUGUUAGAAAGGACUCAACAUAACCUAAUCUAUCUUAACCAGUGAGGGUCAAGGGUCAAGGGUCAAGGUGGGUGUGGAGGUGAGAAGAACCUGUCCCUGGCAGAUGGGGUACACUGUAGAGAAUUUAAAAACAGUAGUAAUGCUGAUAAAUGUUGGUUUGCUUUUUAUUAUCACAUGUAUUGGCAAUUCUAAACAGGGUUGGCAGUAAAAGAUUCUGUGCUGGACCGAACUACUCCACAGCCACCCUCUUCCUUCCCCUUCAGUGGUACUGAUCUUGACGAAUACAACUGACAAAUGUAAGUAAGUGUUGACUCGUUUAAAAAUAAACACAAGUUGGGGCGCCUGGGUGGCUUAGUGGGUUAAAGCCUCUGCCUUUGGCUCAGGUCAUGAUCCCAGAGUCCUGGGAUCAAACCCCGAACCGGGCUCUCUGCUCAGCAGGGAGCCUGCCUCCUCUCUUUCUGCCUGUCUCUCUGCCUAUUUGUGAUCUCUGUCAGUCAAAUAAAUAAAUUUUAAAAAAUAAUUAAAAAAAACCCCACACACACAAGUUCUAAAACACAAGUUACAAAAAGGUGAAAUAAAAUCAUGAAAAAAAAAAAA